AACUAUCUGACAUCUUGUAAAAGUUGACAAUUUUCAUGUUUUGUCUCUGCGCAGUUGUCAUUAUCGAGAUAGGUUCCAAUUAAAGACAUCUUGCAAUUGCAGUACACCGUUCUGUUUUUGGAUUUGCUUAAUACCUUAAUUGCUCAAAAUGUCAGACAUAAAAAUUGUCGCAGCAAGUAUUGUUAACUUUUUGAGACAGCAGCUAGAGGACGAGUCGUUAAACAGUGAUUCCAAAGAGAGCGUAGAAGUCGGCGUGCAGUGUAUAGAGACCGCUUUCGAGCUGAGCCGAGAGGAACUAAGCAAAGGCGUAGAUUUGCUGCAAUUGAUCAGGCAGCAGCGCGGUACAGACGCCGCCAGCCGCGCAGAAGCCGAGAAACUUAAAAAUGAGGGUAACGAUUGCAUGAAAGCAGAAAAGUACCGCGAAGCUUUCGACAAGUAUACGAAAGCCAUAAAAAUCGACCCUCGCAACGAAGUGUUCUACUGCAAUCGCGCCGCCGCGCAUUUUAAACUCGGCGAACACGAAGCGGCGAUAGCAGAUUGCAUGGAAGCCCUCGUGCUGCAGCCGAACUACGGCAAGGCGCACGGGCGGCUAGGGCUGGCGCUAGCGGCGCUGGACAGGCACCGCGAGGCGCGCGCCGCAUUUGCCCGCGCUGCGCAGCUCGAUCCCGACAACGAAUCUUACAAGGAAAACUUGCGCUUGGCUGAUGAAAAACUGAAUCAGGCUGGUCAACGAGACUCUUUGGACUUGGGUGGUUUAUUACAGAACCCGGCACUGUUAAAUAUGGCAACAGAGAUGCUCUCCGAUCCCAACAUGCAGAACCUUAUAUCUGGUUUAAUGAACAAUACGGGCUCAUCUCCAAGCACCGGUGGAAUGAACGUCCUAUUGGAGGCGAGCCAGGCCCUGGCACAGCACAUGCAGGCUGCCAACCCUGACCUGGUGGACCAGCUGAGGCGCCAGGUUCGCCCACCGGGCCCAGGGGACCAGCAGCCCCCGGCUCAGUGAGCAUCUGGCUGGCGUGGACGGAGUGUAAGAGACUGAUGGCCUUCAUUUCUCACUCUUAUUGAUACAUGUUGCAUGUAUAUAAAAAUCCACCAUCCCGAGUUAUGUAUUUCAUUUGCAAAGCAAAACCUCGUUACCCGCUGCCUGUCAUUACAUUUGCUGCACACAGCAGCUGUGUGUGAUGUUUUAUAUCUCUGUUUAAUCAGUUUUCAUAUCUUUUAGUUGCUUUUGUUUCCUGUGUCGGUGCUCGGAUAUGUUUAAUGAUAAUUAUAAUUGUUAUGUUCAAAUCUUUAUUUUGGGGUUUUGUGAGAUAUUACAUUAGGUAAAUUAAUUUGGUCCACAGUUUUAAUAUCACAAAUAAGGAAUAUAUUUCCUGACACAUUUUAUUUGAAGGUAAUACUACCAGCAUUAGUGCUGUAUAUGGUUAAUAAUGUCUAAAUCAUAUGUAUACUGUACUGUACAGCAAAGCACUGUGAUGUCAACUCUCAUAGCUGGAAUAUUCUGCAUUUCUUAUUAUUGUCAAUAUAGAAGUUUUGACAUUGUUGUCAUUUAUGUAUUGUCAUAUUUUAAUAAACAUAAAUAUCUUACAGAGA
Molecule: messenger RNA, 1593 nt
Organism: Papilio xuthus (Asian swallowtail)
Lineage: Eukaryota; Metazoa; Arthropoda; Insecta; Lepidoptera; Papilionidae
Source: RefSeq, a predicted model, not a curated record